Haliotis rubra (blacklip abalone) is the source of this 6521-nucleotide messenger RNA. RefSeq names its product protein unc-13 homolog B-like. The record is from RefSeq and is a predicted model, not a curated record. Gene Ontology annotation, molecular function: calmodulin binding; diacylglycerol binding; calcium ion binding. Gene Ontology annotation, cellular component: presynaptic membrane; neuromuscular junction; plasma membrane. Gene Ontology annotation, biological process: presynaptic dense core vesicle exocytosis; dense core granule priming; synaptic vesicle maturation. Lineage: Eukaryota; Metazoa; Mollusca; Gastropoda; Lepetellida; Haliotidae.
UUAAACUCACUCAUUCGUCUUAUUGAUCAGGAGAGUGGCUGGAGUCCUCGUCGUCACUGGUGCCAACAGACGCCAAGUGUAACACGCCACCGUGUGAAGAGACGGUUCCAAGUGUGGGGAUAAACACAAGUGAUAUGAGGAGUUGAGCCUCACGGUGCUACCAAAAACAGGACAGUUCCGGCUUACCUACAAGGCCCCGGUACAACAAAUGAGUUAACCAGCUUAUGGAUGCGUCGUCAGGGACCCUCAAAUAGGAAUUAAUUCUUCACCUGUAUGACAGAUUCAAACGGAAACUUACUGAGAUUAUGACUUAGCAGCGGAGCACGUGAUGGUUUUCACGCGCCCCUGAGACCAUAGGUGACUGAACUCAACAAGUCCCUUCCAGUCCCACAAGGGCAUCGACUGGUACAAAGGGGUUUUCCUGGAGAUGGCCUGUGCAGUGGUCAAUGUCACAGUGAAACGUGCCCGGCUUAUUGGUAACGCUGAACGUUUCAACAGCUACGUGACCCUCAAGCUGCAGAAUGUGAAGUCCACCACAAUCCAGGUGAAGGGGAACAACCCCUGCUGGGAGCAGGAGUUCCUGUUUGAGACCAUGCGGCUUGACACAGGCUUGAUUGUGGAGGUAUGGAACAAAGGAAUGUUAUGGGACAAACUGAUCGGACUCCACUGGCUCCCCCUCACCAAAAUACAUCACUCCAACCAGGAGGGGGAGGGAAAGUGGCUGUCCUUGGAGGCAGAGCUUAUUAUGCAGAACGGGGAAGUGGUUGGCACCCAACACCAAACGGGACACAACGUCCUCAUUGACGCUCGCUUUGAACUGCCAUAUGAUGUUGUUGCAGAUCUGCCUGAGGCAGAGGCCGCUGAGUUGCAAAACAAGCUCUUAGUCCUCAACACAAUGAACCAAGAGAUGCUUGCUUUACAAGAACAACCACGACGGCCACCAUCCUAUUCUCAGUCUGGCAUGUCUGAGGACAGUGACUAUACCAGCGAUGUCAACUUCCCCCUACAACACCAGCACAAUACAUCAGCACACCAAUAUCGAAGCCACCCGGACCAUCCCUACAGGUUGCGGGAGGAUCGUGACUACCCGCGCUUUGACUCCUUCGACCGCUCAUUUGACAGAGGGUUUGAACGUGAGCCAGACUACUACCAAGAUGGCAGCCUGUACCAACCAGGGCGCAGUGACACCGACUCAGAACCCCUAUACUACAAUAGUCGACCCAACAGUCGGCCUCAAUCUUUCAUUAACGACAGUAUGAUGAGCCCUCCCAGCCCAGCCAUGAGUCGUAACUCUUCCAUGAACAUGAGCCGUCAGAGCACCCAGGACUAUAGCCCUGUCAACAGCCGAGUGUCAUCAUCUAAUGUGAGUCGCCAGAGCACCCAGGAUUACUGCAAUGAUUCCUAUGAAGGAACUUACAACAACACAAGUCAAGAAAUGCCAUCAACAGCUCAGGUUCUGUGGCUCAAGGCCUAUGAUGGAGUCAUCACCCAACUAACUGAGAGUGGAUCACUGAUGGGAGGUGAUGGCGAGUACGGUGAUGAUGAUUAUCGCAACAAAUACUCUUGGUCACACCAUGCCAAUGGAGGCCCUCCAGAACACAACCCAUUCUACACCAGCAUAGACAGCAUGCCGGAGAUUAAGCCUCGCCGCAAGUCCAUCCCACUAGUCAGUGACUUGGUACUCAAGUAUACAUCCAGGUGGCAUAUCACGAGCAUGGCAGCCAAGAGAAAUGCAGGUGUGCCCUCAGCGAUGGUGGCUCGCCAGUCUCUUAAUGAUGAAGAACUGAAGAUGCAUGUUUACAAGAAAACCCUCCAGGCUCUCAUAUACCCCAUCUCCAGCACAACACCACACAACUUUGUUGUGUGGACCGCAACAUCACCGACAUACUGUUUUGAGUGUGAAGGACUGCUGUGGGGACUUGCGCGCCAGGGAGUGAGGUGCACUGAGUGUGGGGUCAAGUGUCAUGAGAAAUGCAAAGACUUGCUCAAUGCUGACUGUCUGCAAAGGGCAGCUGAGAAGAGCUCCAAGCAUGGAGCGGAGGACAAAACGCACAACAUUAUCAUGGCUAUGCGAGAACGGAUGAAGAUACGUGAGAAAAACAAGCCAGAUAUAUUUGAGCUCAUCAGGCAAGUGUUCAGUGUAGAUAAAAAGUCUCACUCUGGUCACAUGAAAGCUGUCAAACAGAGUGUGCUUGAUGGGACGUCCAAGUGGUCAGCCAAAAUAGCUAUAACUGUGAUAUGUGCCCAGGGCCUGAUCGGGAAGGACAAGACCGGAACCAGUGAUCCCUAUGUUACAGUGCAAGUUGGCAAAGUGAAAAAACGAACCAAAACAGUGCCUCAAGACUUGAAUCCUGUGUGGAAUGAAAAAUUUUAUUUUGAGUGCCAUAAUUCCUCUGACAGGAUCAAGGUCCGUGUGUGGGAUGAAGAUAAUGACCUCAAGUCCAAGUUACGCCAGAAAUUGACACGAGAAUCUGAUGAUUUCUUGGGCCAGACUAUUAUUGAGGUGCGAACUCUGAGUGGCGAGAUGGAUGUCUGGUACAACUUGGAAAAGCGGACUGACAAAUCCGCAGUAUCUGGUGCUAUCCGUCUCCACAUUAGUGUGGAGAUCAAGGGCGAAGAGAAGGUUGCCCCCUACCAUGUGCAAUACACCUGCCUUCACGAGAACCUCUUCCACUAUCUUUGUGAGCAAGCUGAGGGUGAGGUGAAGUUACCAGAUGCUAAAGGGCAAGAUGACGCAUGGAAAGUGUACUUCGAUGAACCAGCCCAGGAAAUUGUGGAUGAGUUUGCCAUGAGAUAUGGCAUCGAGUCCAUAUACCAGGCCAUGACUCACUUCUCCUGCCUGGCAACCAAGUACAUGUGUCCCGGCGUGCCAGCAGUCAUGAGCACGCUCCUUGCAAACAUCAAUGCCUUCUAUGCACACACGACGGCAACAACAGCUGUCUCUGCCAGUGAUCGCUUCGCUGCAUCCAACUUCGGGAAAGAGAAGUUUGUCAAGUUGCUGGACCAGCUGCACAACUCACUCCGGAUUGACUUGUCAAUGUACAGAAACAACUUCCCGGCAUCUGACCCAGCCCGCCUCCAGGAUCUGAAAUCCACGGUGGACCUACUCACUAGCAUCACCUUCUUCAGAAUGAAGGUGCAAGAACUGGCAAGUCCUCCCCGCGCCAGCACAGUUGUGAAGGACUGUGUCAUUGCAUGCAUUAAAUCAACGUACAAGUUUCUUUUUGACAACUGCUAUGAGCUCUACAACCGAGAAUUCCAGACAGACCCAUCAGAAUUACCAAACCCAGACUUCGAGGGCCCAAGUAGUCGAAGCCUGGACUUCUGGCACAAACUCAUUGCCCUCAUUGUAUCUGUCAUAGAAGAGGACCGCAACAGCUAUACUUCAGUGUUGAACCAGUUCCCUCAAGAGUUGAACAUUGGCCAAGUUAGUGCUGCCAUGCUGUGGGACCUGUUCUCUAAAGACCUCUGCUUUGCUCUGGAAGAUCAUGAGAAGGAGCCAAUCUGUAAGAGUUCGGAGUACAUGAACCUACACUUCCGGGUGAAGUGGCUGUACAGCAAAUACAUCGCUGAAGUGCCUCAGUGCAAAGGCACUGUCCCACAGUACCCUCAAUGGUUCGAACCUUUCGUCAUGCAGUGGCUCAACGAGAAUGAUGAUGUUUCAAUGGAGUAUCUUCAUGGUGCUUAUGAUCGAGACAAGAAAGAUGGUUUCCAGAAGAGUUCGGAGCAUGCACUGUUUUCCACAUCGGUCGUGGAUGUGUUCACACAGCUCAAUCAGUGUUUCGAUGUCAUCAAGAAACUGGAGUGUCCUGAUCCAGAAAUUGUCAAAAACUACAUGCGACGUUUUGCCAAGACUGUGAAUAAGGUCCUCCUAGCCUAUGCAGACAUUGUGAGGAGGGACUUUGAGAAGUACACAAACAGACAGAAAGUGGCCUGCAUCCUGAUGAACAACAUCCAGCAGUUGCGGGUGCAGCUAGAGAAGGUGUUUGAAUCUAUGGGCGGGGAGAAGCUGGAUCCCGAGGCUGGUGGCAUCUUGAAGGAACUCCAGCAGAAACUCAACAGCGUCCUGGACGACCUUAGCAGCAUCUUUGCCAAGAGUCUGGAGCCUCAGAUCCAGCAAAGCAUGAUUGAGCUGGGCCAGCUGCUGUCUAAGGUGAAGGGGGCGGGGCAGGUAUCAUUGUCCCAGCCCAGCCAGAGGACCAGCAUCCAGCAGGAAUCUGAUGCAGUCCUUAGACCGCUCAUGGACCUGCUUGAUGGAAGUCUGUCCAUGUUUGCACAAGUGUGUGAGAAGACCGUGUUGAAGAGGUUGCUCAAGGAGUUGUGGAGGAUCGUGAUGCAUACGAUGGAGAAGACGGUGGUUUUGCCACCACUCUCAGAUCCCAGACAGCUGUUGCCCAUUGCUGGAAAUGCACAGGCAAAGAUCGAGGAUAUGUCUCGCUUGUUGCUCAACCAUGUUAGUCAGAUGCCCGGCAACAACCCAAUGAAACAAGACAUGUCUAAAGAAGCUGAGAAGAACUUGAGUCCGAAGCAGUGUGCCGCUGACAUGGCCCUGGACACCAUAAAGCAGUAUUACCAUGCCAGCGGACAGGGACUGAAGAAGACAUUCUUGGACAAGAGUCCAGAGUUACAGUCUCUGCGAUAUGCACUUUCACUGUACACACAGACCACGGAUACGCUCAUUAAAACCUUUGUCAGCACACAGACGCAGCAAGUGUCCUUCUCAGACCAGCCAGGUGUGGCAGAUCCGGUGGGGGAGGUAUCUGUCCAGGUUGACCUCUUCACUCAUCCAGGGACGGGUGAACACAAGGUCACUGUGAAAGUUGUAGCAGCCAAUGAUCUGAAAUGGCAGACAACAGGAAUGUUCCGGCCGUUUGUUGAAGUUCACCUUAUUGGCCCACACCUCAGUGAUAAGAAGCGGAAGCAUUCAACCAAAUCCAAGAGUAACAACUGGUCCCCCAAGUAUAAUGAAACCUUCCAUUUUAUUCUUGGUAACGAAGAUGAGCCUGAUGCCUAUGAGCUACACAUAUGUGUGAAGGACUACUGCUUUGCCCGAGAAGACCGACUGAUUGGUGUUGCAGUGAUGCAGUUGCGAGACAUCGUGGAGCAGGGCAGUUGUGCCUGUUGGUGCUCGCUGGGACGACAGAUGCAGUUGAAUGAAACAGGAUGGACAAUAUUGCGUAUUCUCUCACAACGAACAAAUGAUGAAGUUGCGAAAGAGUUUGUGAAGCUAAAAUCAGAAUGUCGACACGCAGAAGAGAUGACAUGAUACCCAAUUUGCUCCAAUAGGUGAAGGUCAUAUCUAACUUGUAGUCCAAAGCCAAGGUCAUAUACAUUGAUUAUGCUGAGAGAUGUGAAGCCUGCUUCAACAUCUGUGUAAGGUCACGGCCUGUCCUUGUAUGCAAGCAUGCAGUUAAUAUAUACUAAUGAAAGGCGUCAAGGAAAACAUUGACAGGAAUCUCCACUUUUGGCUUGUCUCUCUUCUUCAUCACUCAUCCCUUCAUGUGGUAGAUGUAGACUGUAGAAGAACCAAGUGUAGACUGCCCCCCCCAGCCCUUCCGCGUCUGAAUAGUGUCACUCACUGUGAUUGGCCAUCCUGCAUCUGACUAGUAUCACUUGCUGUGAUUGGUCCUCCUGCUUCUGACUAGUAUCACUCAUUGUGAUUGGUUGUCUUGUUUCUGGUGGACAACUGAUGUUGCUCAGUGAUAUACCGAGCUUUGUUUCAACUGAUGCUGUGAAGACGGCUGUGAUUGGCCCAGCUAUGUUUCAACUGACGCUGUGAAGACGGCUGUAAAUUGACCCAGCUUUGUUUCAACUGACGCUGUGUCCUCCCUUGCUGUGAUUGACCCAGCUGAAUUAUCCAUCAGAGACCAUGUGUACAGAUGUGUAGGAAUUCAUCCUUUGUUGUAUAAAGAGCGCCAGAAUAUUUCUGUACAUACAAUUUGUUUUUCUACAAUACUGUAGAUGAUUGUAAAUCUGUGUACAAACUGGUUGUUUUUUAAGAGUUUUUUAGAAACAAAUCAUGCAUGCAUUUUAAUUUGCCAAAGUAAGAUUGAAUUCCUUGAAGGUACUAUAUUUUUAUGUGUAUGUAUAUGGAACUGUGAAAUGUGCUUCCACCCCAGGGAGCUUGCGGAGAUGAUUGCCAUACUUGCAGCAGUAGCAGAAUCAACAACCAGUAUCUUAUACACUUUGUAUCUGUGAUUGGUGAUCAGAGAAAUAUUUUAAUUAUAGGUAGGUUUGCAAUUUAUAGAUGGUUUUAAGCAAGAUGGAUACACAUAUCCAGGUCAGUUGUGAUUUUUGCUUUGCAGUUACAUUUACAAGGUAAUGAUGGAGACUUUGGUCAUGAUGUAACCAUGGACCCAUGUUUUAGAUGCAAGUAAGGACCUUUAUGUCAGAUGUAACUAAAGACGUUUGUGUCGGAUGUAACUAAAGACCUUUGUGUCAGAUGUAACUAAGGACCUUUGUGUCAGAUGUAACUAAGGACCUUUGAGUCAGAUGUAACUAAAGACCUUUGUGUCAGAUGU